Messenger RNA from Hordeum vulgare subsp. vulgare (domesticated barley), 544 nucleotides. RefSeq lists its product as uncharacterized. The transcript has a single exon. NCBI's taxonomy places the organism in Eukaryota, Viridiplantae, Streptophyta, Magnoliopsida, Poales, Poaceae. Bases 64 to 306 code for a protein of 80 amino acids. The record is from RefSeq and is a predicted model, not a curated record.
UCUUCUCUCUUCUUCUCAUCGUAACAGCACAGGUAGAAGAAGCAAACUACAUCGGCGGUGAGGAUGGAGGGGGGCCGGAGGAAGGAGGGCGAGACGACGACGCCGGCGCCGGCGAGAGGCGCGGCGUCGUUGGGCGCGUCCGUGCAGGAGUGGCUGCAGCACGUGAAGGCCAGCGCGGUGGGGGCGUGGCGGAAGGCGACAGCGAGGAGCGAGCAGGAGGCGGCGGAGGCGGACAUGCGCGCGGCCAAGGCGCAGGUGGAGGCCACCGACGAGGCCGAGGCCAAGAAGAAGCGCCUCGCCGGCUGAUCGGGGUGGAUUCACCACGUCGCACACUGCAGAAGUAGCAACCCACGUUUCAGUCCGUGGCUUUUUUUCCAUCUUCCAAUCUGCUGUUUGUAGUGCUGCUUCCACUUUGCAUGUAGUGAAAUGGAGGUGUUGUUUGCUUACCUCUGAUCUGGUAGACUAGUUUUAUCUCUGAAACUGCAUAAUGUAUGUAUUGAUGAUCCAGACCAGUCUCAACAGCCGCUAUUAUGUGUUUAUUUUA